Propithecus coquereli (Coquerel's sifaka) is the source of this 778-nucleotide messenger RNA. RefSeq names its product chromosome unknown open reading frame, human C1orf189 (gene CFAP141). Bases 122 to 427 code for a protein of 101 amino acids. NCBI's taxonomy places the organism in Eukaryota, Metazoa, Chordata, Mammalia, Primates, Indriidae. The record is from RefSeq and is a predicted model, not a curated record. The transcript is spliced from 4 exons.
GGCCCAGGAUCAUUGUUGGAGGCAUAAAUGUUGCUAUGACUACUGAAACCUUGGUGACUGAACUAAACAGAAAGGAGAGCCUGCCCAGUCUCCUAAGACCAUAUCAAGCAAGUCUGUAGACAUGUCUAUGGAAAAGAUGACAAAAGUAGAAGAGAAUUUUCAAAGGGCCAUGAAUCUUAAGAGGAUGGUCGACAGGUGGCAAAAUUCACAUACUAACUGUCUGUGGCAAAUGACAUUGAGCCAGAGAAGAAAUCCAUAUGCCACCCUAAGGAUGCAGGAGACCAUGGUACAGGAAUUGGCACUGGCCAACAAGCAACUACUGAUGGUCCGUCAAGCUGCCCUGCACCAGCUGUUUGAAAAGGAGCAUCAGCAGUACCAGCGGGAACUAAAUCAGAUGGGCAAAGCUUUUUAUGUGGAGAGACUCUGAUGGCAUCAAAAACACCGUUCUUCCACUCUCAUCAUGCCUGCUAACCUAGCCUUCUUGAGCCUCUACCGCCUUGAACUCCCUUCCCAAAACAUUCCUGGAUCUAGUGAUCUGUCUAGGACUUAAGACAAUGCUCCCACUCUUGACCUCUUCACUCUCAUGUCGACCCCCUGCUGCUAUUUGGGAAACAAUCUGUGAAACAAUGGUUAAAAGCAAGAGUGACGCCUUGUGGUCAGAGUGGGAUAUACAGUGUUGAUGUAACGGGGCCGGGAAUGCAGUAGGUGGACAAUGUGAUUUGAGAAUUGAGAAUCCCAACUUGGUUUAACAAAUAAAGUUAGCUCUUAAAGGUUCAAA